AUGGGUGACUGGAGCUUUCUGGGGCGGCUGUUGGAAAACGCUCAGGAGCACUCGACGGUCAUCGGAAAAGUCUGGCUGACCGUCCUCUUCAUCUUCAGGAUCCUGGUGCUGGGGGCCGCCGCCGAAGAGGUGUGGGGCGAUGAACAGUCAGACUUCACCUGCAACACGCAACAACCCGGUUGCGAGAACGUCUGCUACGACGAGGCCUUCCCCAUCUCGCACAUCCGCUUCUGGGUCCUGCAGAUCAUCUUCGUGUCCACGCCAACGCUCAUCUACCUGGGCCAUGUGCUGCACAUCGUCCGCAUGGAGGAGAAACGGAAGGAGAAGGAGGAGGAGCUGCGCAAGGCGAAUCGAUUCCAGGAGGAGAAAGAACUCCUGUACAGAAAUGGAGCGGAAGCGGGUGGAGCAGGAGGAAGGGGCGGCGGGAAAAAGGAGAAGCCGCCCAUCAGGGAUGAGCACGGCAAAAUCCGCAUCAGGGGCGCUUUGCUGCGCACCUACGUGUUCAACAUAAUUUUCAAGACCCUGUUUGAAGUGGGAUUCAUUUUGGGCCAGUAUUUCCUCUAUGGCUUCCAGCUGAGGCCCCUGUACAAGUGCGAGCGGUGGCCCUGCCCCAAUGCCGUGGACUGCUUCAUAUCCAGACCCACUGAAAAGACCAUUUUUAUCAUAUUUAUGCUUGUGGUGGCUUGCGUGUCUCUUUUGCUGAAUUUGUUAGAGAUCUAUCACCUCGGAUGGAAGAAAGUUAAACAGGGGAUGACGAAUGAGUUUGCGCCGGACCACGAGUCCCUGCGCCGAGCCGACAUUGCGGAGCCCGAGAGCAUGGUCCCGCCCUCCAGAACUGCCCCGCCCAGCCUCAGCUACCCUCCCAACUACACAGAUGUGACGGCGGGCAGCAGGGCCUUCCUACCCACCUCAGCAGCAGCAGCAGGGGUCGUGACCUCGUCGGGCACGUUGAAGAUGAACGACCUCCAGCGGGAGGAGGGUCUCCGCCAGCCCUCCCCCUCCUCCCACUACUAUAUCAGCAACAACAACAACCACAGGCUGGCCGCCCAGCAGAACUGGGCCAACCUAGCCACCGAGCAGCAGACUCGGGAGAUGAAGGCCACGUCCCCCUCACCCUCCUCAUUCUCCUCAGUCAGCAAUGCUAAAAACGCGCAGCAGCUGCCCGCCGAUGCUGCCCUGCUUCUCCCGACCGGCGCCGCCGGCAAGGCCAACAACAGUGACAUCAGCAACCCCAACACCGCCGCUGCUACGACCACCACGACCGCCACCGCUCUCACCACGACGACCAGCAGCAGCGGCAGCAGCCCCAGCCCCGGCUCCAAUGUGGGCAGCUGGGGGGGUGGGAAGAGUGAGCCGGAGGAGGGCCACGUCACCACCACCACAGUGGAAAUGCAUGAGCCUCCAGUGACGGUCGGCACAGACCCUCGACGGCUCAGUAGAGCAAGCAAGAGCAGCAGCGUCAGGGCCAGACCAGAUGACCUGGCUGUCUGA
Messenger RNA from Lampris incognitus (smalleye Pacific opah), 1491 nucleotides. RefSeq names its product gap junction protein, alpha 3 (gene gja3). Gene Ontology annotation, cellular component: connexin complex. The transcript has a single exon. Gene Ontology annotation, biological process: cell communication. Lineage: Eukaryota; Metazoa; Chordata; Actinopteri; Lampriformes; Lampridae. The record is from RefSeq and is a predicted model, not a curated record. The coding region runs from base 1 to 1491 and encodes 496 amino acids.